CAUUGGUGGGCAGUAGGUAAAUCAGAGCUGUUCACUUGAUUGGCGCUGCCGCCAUGGCUCUUCCUGUCUCCUAAGCCCUUCUGACGGGGUGGCAAGGCGCGAUCAUGAUCUGAAAUCCGUACUUUAGCCUGUACUUUUCAGCAGCAUUGUCCUCGGCAUGGGGUUAAGCAGCCAGCUUCCGCGGGCGCUGGCCGCAGCUGCCCAAAAGUUGAUCCUCAAAGACCCCGCGUCUCCGCAGGCCGUUGAAAAGGGCUGGGGUUUGCUUCAUCGUGCCAACCCCUUGGACAGAAACCUCACGUACCAUGCUAAGUCUCAGUUUCCGAGAACCUCUGGCAAACCUGAUGCAGUCUCAAGGGGCCCAAAGCUCGGUGGGCAAGCCAGCAGAGGAUUUGCAACUAGCGCCGGCAGAACACCAGUGGCCGCAGAUGUAGCGCCACCCCCGCCGCAGGGAGGCUCGCCUCUCAAGUCGCUGUCGUGGCUUCUAUCAAUUCCAGUGGGCUUUGCAGCCUACUAUGCAUACACGCAGUCGAAGCGGCCUCCGGUAGUGACCUCAGUUGGCGACGAUGCGGAUCCACACGUGAUCCAGAACUGGAGCGGCACGCACGAGGUGCGCCCCAAGGUGUUUUUCCAGCCCGAAACGGAGGAGGAGCUCGAGAAGAUCGUGGCAGAGGCGCAGGAGACGGGCACCAAGAUCCGUCCGAUGGGCUCGGGGCUCUCCCCAAACGGGCUGGCGUUCCAGGAGGAUGGCAUGCUCAGCCUAGCGCUGCUGGACAAGGUUGUGGCAGUCGAUAAGGAGAAGAAGCAGGUGACGGUGCAGGCAGGAAUCCGUGUGCAGCAACUAGCGGAGGCGCUCGCGGAGCACGGGCUCACUCUCGAGAACUUUGCGAGCAUCCAGGAGCAGCAGGUUGGAGGCUUCACCCAAGUCAGCGCCCACGGCACCGGCGCCCGCAUCCCCACCGUCGACCAGUCAGUGGUCGCCCUCAAAGUCGUCACCCCGGCAAAAGGCACCCUCACACUCUCCGAGUCCCAAAACCCCGAGCUCUUCCGGCUGGUCCGCGUCGGCCUCGGCGGGCUCGGCAUCGUCACCGAGCUGACACUGCAGUGCGUGCCGAGCCACAAGCUGGUCGAGAAGACGUGGACGGUGUCAAGGGGGGAAGCCAAGCGGAAUCUUGGGAAGUGGCUGCGGGAGUACCGGCAUAUCCGGUACAUGUGGAUUCCGUACACGGACACUGUGGUGGUGGUUGCCAGCAAUCCGGAGGGGAGCGAGCGGGGCUGGUUCUCGUGGCUCUGGGGCGCGGCCAAGCCCGCGAAGCAGUACAGCGAAGACGAGCAGCUCGCGCCCGCGCGCACUCUCAUGCGCGAGGUCGAGGCCACCAAGCACCCCCCCCAGGCGCCGAAGCUCCCCCCCGACGCACUCGACUCACUCACCUUCUUCGAGCUGCGCGACAAAUUGCUGGCGGCGGACCCCCUGGACUGGGAGCACGUGAAGAAGGUAAACGAGGCCGAGGCGGAGUUUUGGAAGAUGCGCGAGGGGUCGCGCGUCGCGUGGAGCCACGAGAUACUGCAGUUCGACUGCGGGGGGCAGCAGUGGGUGCUGGAAGCGGCGUUCCCCGCGGGGACUGUGAAUAAGCCCUCCGACGCGAGCAUAGCGUUUAUGGAGGAGGUGUUGGAACUAGUGGAGGGGGAAAAGAUCGCGGCGCCGGCCCCAAUCGAGCAGCGGUGGACCAAGAAGAGCGACUCGCCGAUGAGCCCGGGUUACGCUCCCCCGGGCGCGCCGAAAGACUCGAUCCACUCUUGGGUUGGGAUCAUUAUGUAUCUCCCGACCAUGGAACUGGUGGAGCGCAUGCGCAUCCGAAGCGCGUUCGAGGAGUAUAAGAAGAAGUGCGAGGUCGCGGUGUGGGAGAAGUACGGCGCGGUCGAGCAUUGGGCGAAAGUGGAGAUUCCGGAGGAGAAAGAGGAUCAGAAGCGGUUGCGGGAGCGCUUUAGGCGAAAGUACCCGUUGGAAAGAUAUAAGGAGGCGCGGCGGGAGUUAGACCCUAAGGAUCUGCUGGGGAACCGGUUGUUGAAGUUCAUCUCUCAGGAAGACAAGGUUGAUGAAUCAUGACGACUGUGGCGGAACAGCAAGGGGCGCGUUCAAAGUUGUACACACGUUGGGAGGGCUGACUCACGUCAAGGAGGCUGACGGACUCGUUGUACCGUAAUUUGCGACUUUGAAAAUCCUGGGCAGAGCAAGAAAAAGCCGUAGUGUCUAUGCACAACUGCGCGGCUUGAAGAGGGCUCGAGAACAUUCUUGUUAUCCGGCCCCAGCCCACGCAGUCUGACCGAGGCACAGGAGCCAGCCGAAUCGUCGAGUAUGAUACAUAACCUGAGUCAAUUGGCAACUGUAAGUUAGAUCAUGCGGCCAAUCAUCUAAGAACAUGAUAUUCUUGCCGCU
This is a messenger RNA of Klebsormidium nitens, 2434 nucleotides long. Lineage: Eukaryota; Viridiplantae; Streptophyta; Klebsormidiophyceae; Klebsormidiales; Klebsormidiaceae. The record is from the annotation of a GenBank genome assembly.